This is a messenger RNA of Salarias fasciatus (jewelled blenny), 2172 nucleotides long. RefSeq names its product suppressor of cytokine signaling 9 (gene socs9). The transcript has 2 exons. The coding region runs from base 274 to 1917 and encodes 547 amino acids. Gene Ontology annotation, cellular component: phosphatidylinositol 3-kinase complex. Gene Ontology annotation, biological process: intracellular signal transduction; phosphatidylinositol phosphate biosynthetic process. The record is from RefSeq and is a predicted model, not a curated record. Gene Ontology annotation, molecular function: 1-phosphatidylinositol-3-kinase regulator activity. Lineage: Eukaryota; Metazoa; Chordata; Actinopteri; Blenniiformes; Blenniidae.
CCCAGCUUCCGUGGUUCACUGAGCUAACGCGGACUAGCCGCCUCGCUGCUAACGUCAUUAGUUUAUUUAAGAAGAAACUAAAGCUUUUCCAUCUUCAAACUUCGCCAGACCUGCUUGGGUUGUUUGACGUGUCGGUGGCUGCAGCGCAUCGACCCUCGAUAAUGACCUCAAACCUGGAAUGUACACGGGAAGCCUCCAUCAGAACAUAACUGCACUUUAAAGCCAGCCGCCCUGGAGGAGUGAAACUGGAGGUGUUGCCGCUCCUCAGCCGCCAUGUCGCUACCAAAGGAGUCGGGAGGAAACCGAGGGAAGGAUCGAGAGAGAGGCGCUCGCCCCAAGGUGAGACAGAGCCGGUCAGAGGAGAGGCGGGACGCAGGCAGUGGACGGAAAGGCGGGAAGGGGAAGAAGAAGGGCCUUUCCAGCCACGAGGCAGCCGCAGAGCGGCCCGUCAGCGACGGCUUCGAGUACGGCGAGCUGCUGAAUGAACUGGAGACCAGGGACCAAUCGUCGUCCUCCCCGCUGAGGGACAGCUGGAGAUGGCAGGGCCUGGAAGUGGCCGCCUCAUUACUGGGCCAGGAGCGGCUGACGGCCAGGCCGAGUCUGGGAACUGUGAGCUCUGCGGCGGAGCUCCCGCCGUGCGGCGAAGGUGACGGCAGAGGCUCGAACAGCAGCCGCACUCUCAGGCAGAAAAUCCAAGAUGCAAUGGGGCAGUGUUUCCCUAUAAAGACACACAGUGCAGCGGCACCAGCUCCGAGUCCACAGGCUCUUUCAUCAUCAACCGCCUGCACUUCCUCCAGGCGCAAGAUCCAUCUCAGCGAGCUGAUGUUGGAUGACUGCCCUUUCCCCGUAGGAUCAGAGCUGGCUCAGAAGUGGUAUCUCAUUAAGCAACACACAGCUCCCAUUACCCAGCCUCCCCUGCUGGACUCUGCAGUCGUGUGCAGCGCUCCGACCCCGGCCAUGGCCGCCGUCGUGGAGGACGUGGACGACAGGCUGCGAGAGCGCAGGCGCAUCAGCAUCGAACAGGGCGUCGAGCCGCCGCCCAACGCAGAAAUACACACCUUCGAGGUCACGGCUCAGAUCAACCCUCUUUACAAGCACGGCCCGAAGCUGGCUCACGGCAUGAACGAAUUAUCUGGGACCGACGGCGCCGCCGUCCAUCAGCAGCAGCAGCUCCUCCUCCAGAGGCAGCAGCAGCAUCAGCUCCUGCUGCAGAGCUGUUUGGACACUCUGGACGAGGUGGUGGCCUCGGCCUCGGCGUCGGCCUCCGUCCACGCCGGCGACGCCGCCUCGGAGCCUCUGGCGGACUCGGAGGCAGCAGUGACCAAUUCCACUUCUUCUCGAGCCGUUCUUCCUCCGGCUGACCACCCCAAGCCUCACGACAGCUACCGCAUCCACACUCAGAUCGACUACAUCCACUGCCUAGUUCCAGACCUGCUGCAGAUCACCAACCUCCCGUGCUACUGGGGGGUCAUGGACCGCUACGAGGCGGAGACGCUGCUGGAAGGAAAGCCCGAGGGAACCUUCCUCCUGCGCGACUCGGCUCAGGAAGACUACCUCUUCUCCGUCAGCUUCCGCCGCUACGGCCGCUCGCUGCACGCGCGCAUCGAGCAGUGGAACCACAACUUCAGCUUCGACGUCCACGAUCCCAGCGUCUUCCACGCCCCCACCGUGACGGGGCUGCUGGAGCAUUACAAGGACCCCAACUCCUGCAUGUUCUUCGAGCCCCUGCUGUCCAACCCCAUCCACCGCACGCACCCGUUCAGCCUGCAGCACAUCUGCAGAGCCGUCAUCAGCAGCUGCACCACCUACGACGGCAUCAACAUGCUCCCCAUUCCAAACGCCCUGAAGAAGCACCUGAAGGAGUACCACUACAAGCAGAGGGUGCGCGUACGGAGGAUGGACACGUGGUGGGAAUGAAGAAACAACAAAAUAUUGACUUAAAGAAACUACCAAAUACAAAUUCAAAGCAAGGCUCCCCCCGGCUCGACUCGGCAAUGAAUCAUCUUCUACACUCUGCAUUAACCGACACUGCACUGUACUUAUUUAUUAAAUUCCUGCUGUAUAUGUCUUCACAAUUGUACUAAACCACACUGAUGAGGCGACAUGUAAUCCCACUGGUCUUGCACACUCAGAUUCCUUUAUUAUGCUGAAAUUAAAGUUAUUUAGAUCUGU